Lytechinus pictus (painted urchin) is the source of this 5805-nucleotide messenger RNA. RefSeq names its product ribose-5-phosphate isomerase-like. Gene Ontology annotation, molecular function: ribose-5-phosphate isomerase activity. The transcript has 8 exons. NCBI's taxonomy places the organism in Eukaryota, Metazoa, Echinodermata, Echinoidea, Temnopleuroida, Toxopneustidae. Bases 164 to 985 code for a protein of 273 amino acids. Gene Ontology annotation, cellular component: intracellular membrane-bounded organelle. Gene Ontology annotation, biological process: pentose-phosphate shunt, non-oxidative branch; D-ribose metabolic process. The record is from RefSeq and is a predicted model, not a curated record.
AUAAACGAUCGCGAUACGGACACGGUCGCUGCACUGCCCGGUUGGCCCUUCCUGUAAGAUGAUCGUGUAACUAUUUUAUGGCAACUUAAGCGGUCUUUCUGAAUCCGCGCCUGAUUGACUUCCGUGUUAAUUGUUCAAAACCAGUGAGAAUUCGAGACAACAAAUGUUGGCGAACAGUGCAAUUAACCCAGCGAAGAAUUGCAUCCGGAAUGCAUGCAUUUCUACAGAACGGUUGUGUCGUCUGGCUACAACAAACGGAGUUGGGCAUUCCUCAACAAUGGAUUUGAUUGACCAGGCCAAAAAAGCUGCAGCAUGUGCAGCAGUGAACAACCACGUGAAGGACAAGUGUAGACUGGGUGUAGGAAGUGGUUCUACCAUUGUGUUUGCUGUUGAAAGACUAGCGGAAAGAGUAAGAGAAGAGAAGCUUCAAGUCACAUGUGUACCGACUUCAUUCCAAGCAAAGCAGCUCAUCGUAGAUAAUGGUUUGACCCUGAGUGACCUGGAGAGAACGCCAGAGUUAGAUGUUGCUAUUGAUGGAGCUGAUGAAGUGGAUAGUGCGUUAACGUGUAUCAAAGGAGGAGGAGGCUGCCUGACGCAAGAAAAGAUUGUCGCUGCUAAUGCUGAUACAUUCAUUGUUAUAGCAGACUACAGGAAACAGUCUUCAGACCUAGGUAUCAACUGGACCAAAGGCAUUCCAAUAGAAGUCAUUCCCAUGGCCUAUUGCCCAGUCAUCAAGACUAUCCAGACCAAGUUUGGUGGCUCACCGGAACUCAGGAUGGCCAAAGCCAAAGCAGGACCAGUAGUGACGGACAAUGGCAAUUUUAUCUUGGACUGGAAGUUUGAUAGAAAGCCUGAAAGCUGGGAUUCAGUCAACAGGGACCUUAUGAUGAUUCCAGGUGUCGUGGAUACAGGGUUGUUCAUCAACAUGGCCAAGAGGGCGUACUUUGGGAUGGCUGAUGGGGGUGUUCAGAUUCAAGAUCCUUGAUCUCAGGGAGCCAUUCACAUUUGAGGCUGUACAUCUUGCAUACUUUAAGGAGAAGGAUUCCAUUUUGACCGGCUCCUCCUUUUUGAGCUAAUGUCUAAAUUACGUUUUCCAUAAGAAGUAAUUUUGAACGAUUUCAAACAAUAUUCCUUUACAAGAAUAUUCCAGCGUAAUGUUUUUUGUGCCUUUGUUGUCCAACCAUAUCAAAGAUACCCAGGAGCAGUGGUUCCCAGAAAAGCAAAUGGAGAAUGCCUGUUCAAUCCUAUAUUGCGCUACCGGCUAGACUAAACUUCUUUUGAUAUAUUAUUAUUACACAAUUGGAUGGGGAAAAUGUGAAUUGGUUAUAUAAUUUUUUCGAGUAACAAUUCUAAUUGGCUACUGGAACCCAAUGGUCCCUGGACUAAAGAUCAUAGGAUUUUAUGGGAAUUAUAGCAUUCAGUAGUCGACAGGUUAACCCAUUGUCUACUGGAACCGACUGAUCUCUGUACAAAGUCUAUGGGAAUUACAGAAUUCAGUAGUGAGUAGGUUAACCCAUUGUCUAUUGGAACCCGAUGGUCCCUGUACAUAUUCUACAGGAAUUAUAGAAUUCAGUAAUCAACAGGUUCACUGUCAUUGAGUGUGCUGGGUUGAUCCAGGAGCUGAUCUAGCUACGGUUUGGCGUCUUUAAUGCUGUUAGUUUUCACUGUUUUCCCUGAUUGGGAUUAAUUUGAGUCUUCCCAGUGUCUUCUCAAACCAAUUAGAGAACUUUCAGCACAAAUUACCCAUUCAUGAUGGAUGGUUCUUUGACUGAAUUUCUCAUACUCGCAGUUUCUUCUGCAUAGGGUAUUUUGUAAAAGUUGAACUAAAGAUAUGUUGCACAAAGAAUUAUGAUCAAUUCUAGGUAGUCUUGACUGUUUGCUAUACAUGUAAAGAAAGUAGCGUGAAUCUCUACAAACUUUAAAUGUUCAAGGGAGAGAAAGACAUGGCUGAAAGGAUUCUCUAUCAAAUCAUGCUCUUGCAUUUGGCAUGGUUUAAUGACUAUUUUACGAGGUAGAGAGCUAGGCUGGUUUUCUAUUAAGAGUAUUGAUUAAGUAAGUGUUUUAUUUAGCAUUUUUACUUUGCUAAGCAAAAUACUUGUAUUCAGGUCCCAAUUUUUUUUCUUUAUUUUGCCAAAUGUAAGCAAAAUACGUACUAAUAACCAUUUUGACGUCAUAAAGUUUAUGCCAAAUAAUGCGCAAAGCCAGGGUAUGUAUCCAUCUGCGCUUCAUAUGCACGUUUGUAAACCGCACACAAGCCAGACUUAAGCUAGGUAGGCGGCUGACAUAGAUUUAAGCAAAUUUUAUACUUAGCCCCAAAAAUUGGGGUAUUGCAGCAAGGUCAUCCGGUACACCAUGCUGAGUCUGCUUACAGUGCGUCUUGAAGACAGGCUCGGCCACUUCAGCUUGGUGAGCAUGCUGGUUACUCUGCUAGUUUCUUAAGAAAGGGUCACUAGACGUUUUUAAAUUUGCUCCUAACUUGCGAAUAGCUUUAUGAAACACCCACCAGAACAAUCAGUGAAACAAACCCAACAACAUGAAAGGAUAAAUUUAAUGAAUUGAACUACAUUGCUAGGCUCUUCUAUCAAUAAUAUCAUUGUGGCAGAGUGCCUGGCACUUUCUCCCAAAUCGCAACACCUAUUGGGUGUUUCACAAAGAUUUAAGUAUAACUUAAAUCUCAUUUAAAUGCCGACGCGUACAUGAUAUGCAACGCGCGAUCUUAUUGAUAGAUACGCAGUAGUGCACGUCCUCAUGACACGAUCUGACCAAUGCGGUCAAGCCAUUCAUACCGUAUGCAACUUGGUAUUUAAGUGCGACUCUAAGUCAUACCUAAAUCUUUGUGAAACACCCCCCUGAUAUUGAUAAAAUGUCCUUUUUUUUUCAUCAGGAUACUAUAAUAGAGUAUCCAUAGUAGUACCCCCAAGUUUUAUUCUUUGCUAAAUCCACAUCUGUUGUUUUUAUUGCAUAAUGAUCAUAAUUAUGAUGGCAUAUUUUCCAUUCAAUUAUAUAUUUUUUCAUACUUAUUAGAGAGUAUAAACCCAAAGUAUUCAAUUUCUAAAAUUGCACUUACAUGUAUGCUGGGAAGAGGGAUUCAAACGUUUUAGCUUGAUCUGUGGUUUCUCCAAUGUAUUCAAAGGCUGAAUUCAUCUCUUUGAAUAAUACUUCUAUAUACUUGGCUUAUUUAUUUUUAGGUUAAUUAAUUUUAUGUGUAUACUCAAUAAUUUCAUAAUACAUAUCCAUUUUAUGUUAUUAUUAGUCAAGCAUUAAGUUGUAUGUAACAACGUUUUGAAAAACCACCCUAUAAGUUUACCUUCAUGCGAACGUAUUAUUAUUAGUUGUUUGGCGCCACUUGUACCUGGAAGGCGAAAAGUGAACUGAAUCACUAUGACCCGCAGGUCUCUCCUCCCAAUAUAACUGAUUGGGGGAGUGCAGGUGGACCACUACAUGUACACCGGGGUUUCCCCUACUCUUAUACGAAUAGUGCAGUGGGUUCUUAACGUGCAAAGGUGGUGAGUCUCCUCUACAUGGAGUCUCCAUUUUCCAUCCUAUCUGAGGGACAUAUCAUGAAAGCAUGAUUAGUGAGAAAUAACAUUGAAUUUCAUCCCACGAUUUGUGAAAUAAUAUUGACACAGAUGUCAUGUUCAUUGUUAACUUGAAUUGGGGUGUCUUUGGACCAGGGGUGGAUCCAAGACAUCUGAAAAAAGGGGAAAUUUUAUCCAACAAAAUUUGACAAGCAAAAGAUUUGAAAAAAAAGUAAUAAGGUCUUCACUCUCAUAUGCAAGAUAUACAUAAUUUUUAACAGAAAAGAUUUUUAUGCCUUUUUGUGGGGGGGGGGGUGGCACUGGCCAGAUGUGCCUCUAAUUGGAUCCGCCUCUGCUUUGGACUAUAAUCUGUCAUUGUACCUAUCACAAUUACAUUGUCAUGCCCUGGUGGCUAUACUUUUAUGAUACAUGUAUUUACUUCAACAUUCCACUCAAGUUUUUUUAGCAAAAUGAAAAAUUCAUUGUAAUUAGGCUCGCCAUUUUACGGAAACAUACUAAUAGUUGUUUUUGCUUGUUUAGAAAUGGAAAUCUGAAAGCUCGAAAUCUGAUGCUCUUAAAGAUUGUUUUAUGAAGACAUAAUUUCAAAAGACAUCAUUUCUUAUGUCGUGACUUGAUUUACAACCAAACAGUAUUGUGCACUUGGGAUUUGCAUAUAGUCAGUGGUUUGCAUCUCAAACAAUUUUGAGGACAGAAUUUAUGGCAAUGGUGGCAAUCUCAUAUUUUCUGAAAACAUCCUUAAACCCGUAGGGAACUGUUUUUCAGGCAAAAGAAGGUUGCCCCUUAUGUCAUAAAUUUAUAUAGAAUUAUUCUGAGCUUUCCUCAACUUUUUUGCAUUUUCAGAUGCAAAGAUUGAACAACCCACAUUGUGAUUUUUUUAGUAUGGUUAUCACUUAUGCAACUCUGUCCACAAUGACUCCCUGUAGUUGAAAUAAAUAUGUUGUUUUUUUUAAUUGGUAAAUGAUUUGUAAUAAAUUAUGUAUUUUGUGAUUUACCUCGCAAAUGUGGGAAAGAUGAUAAUGAUAUGGAGCUAUUAUAUAGCGCUUAAUAGUAAGUUCCUAGGGCACUUUACAACUUAAAUUGUAAGUAAAUAAAACAGUAAUUAGUAACAAAUUGAAUUACAAUAAUAACUUUUCUAUAAAGUAUGAUACAAAAUACUAUUAGAAGAGUAAAAUAUUAAGCAGUAAUUAAAUAUCUAAUCAUAUAACAACAUAUUCAUAUAAUGAAAUGGCAGGAUGAGACUGGUCAUUGCUACAGCUUACUUGUUUUCCUAAUGUUGGUUGAAAAUACAUUCACUAUGUAUAAACCAUUAUUUUCUCAAUACGAAGUUGUUAGAUAAAAUGCAUAAAAUGCCACUACUCUGACAUAAGUAUGAAGUCCUACACUGUAAAACUUUUGGUGUUCAAAACAACACUAGUAAGUGUUCUGGGAUGACCACACCAUCAGGUGUUAAAAAUACACCAUUAAGUUUGAAUAUAACAGCAAACUUACACAUAAGGUGUUCUUGUAACACACAUGGGUGUUAAACUAUUUACACUGGUGUAAAACGCUUGGUUUCAUCCUCUCAGUCGUUUUAAUACAAAAGUUUUUUCAGUAUACCUUUUCAACAUUUGUCUUUUUUUUUUUGGGGGGGGCCUUGGAAAAUACCUUUAUUGUAUACAAAAGGGCCUGAAUUUUAGAUUGCUUUCCUACAUUAUCAUCAAACCUAAGUAUAAUUUUGAGUACUACUGUGGUUUGUAAUUCUAAUUAUACAUUCAAUUUUAGUUUCACAAAUCAUUUAUGUUCCCUGCAAAAACUUUGGUGUUAAUAUAAGACCAGCCUGGUAUUUGUAUAUAUUCACUCCAAAGCAAUGUUGAAUCAAUACUAGUUGGAUUCUGAGCAAACCUUCUGUGAGUGUUUUGAGAUAAAUGCCAUUUGUGGUCACGAUUUCAAAAUGAGUUUGUACAAAAUCCAAUCAAAUGACCACCCAAGUGUCUCUGUUUGUAUGAAUAAAAAAUAUAUGCCAAAGGAUUAUUGAAGAAAUUUUGUACUUGCUGAGAAAUAAGCAAAAUAAGUAGGACAUCUCAUCAAAUUGUCUUUUCCCCAGCAGUGAUAAUACAACUGUCUGGCAUGCACUUAUCUUUGUAAGCGAUCUUCAAUGUGAUCGUUCUUCGGCUUAGAUUAUGAAAUAUACAUGUACACAUUUGUAACUCAUAAUUUAUGUAUAUUUUGUUUCUUGAGAAUAAAAGUACAAUAAAAACCUUUUCUAAAAAGAAUUGAUACAAGUCAA